Messenger RNA from Trichoderma harzianum CBS 226.95, 1590 nucleotides. RefSeq lists its product as hypothetical. Gene Ontology annotation, biological process: negative regulation of glucose mediated signaling pathway; cGMP catabolic process; cAMP catabolic process. Gene Ontology annotation, molecular function: 3',5'-cyclic-GMP phosphodiesterase activity; 3',5'-cyclic-AMP phosphodiesterase activity. The transcript is spliced from 3 exons. The record is from RefSeq and is a predicted model, not a curated record. The coding region runs from base 1 to 1590 and encodes 529 amino acids. Lineage: Eukaryota; Fungi; Ascomycota; Sordariomycetes; Hypocreales; Hypocreaceae.
AUGACGGAGGGAUUGUCAUCACCUGCUUUGCAGGUAAUCAUAUUGGGUUCGGGAGGUGGUCCCCAAGAAUCAAAUACAACGGCGUUUCUCGUUCGCUCAGUACCCCUCAACUGGCGCAAGGGUUCAAUAGUGGCCGUUGACGGAGGCGUUCACUUGUCAGCCAUCACUCGUCUCAUCGAAGAGGCCUUGCCAGAGUCACCGCCGCCAACACCGACGCCGUCGUCUGUUCCUAGUCGCCAAAUAUUAACCACCGGUCCCUUUGCUGGCCUGGAACUGCCGUUCACCACGGCUGCGGCAAAUGCUGCUCAUGUGACACGCACCCUCGUCGACACCUAUCUCAUCACCCACCCGCACUUAGACCACAUCUCUGCCUUUGUCAUCAACACGGCAGGCUUGCCCGGUACUCGCCCCAAGAAGCUAGCAGGUCUUCCGGGCACUAUCAAGGCUCUCAAGGAACACAUAUUCAACAAUGUCAUAUGGCCAAAUCUUAGUGAUGAAAAUAAUGGAGCCGGUCUCCUGACGUAUCUUCGACUGGUCGAGGGCGGAAGUCCUGCGCUGGGUGAAGGGUAUUUGGAAGUGUGCGACGGGUUGCUCGUCAAGACAUGGAGUGUGAGCCAUGGCCACUGCAUGGAGAAGCACUCACACCGUGGUUCCUUCUGCCACCCAGCGCCGACUCGUCAAGGUAGCCAGGAUGGGUCAAGUAUACCGCUUCGACGUGAUACAUACUACCCGCAUGUUCACGACUUUGCAGCUCAAUUCGCCCGUCGCGAAACUUUCAACCAUCUUUACCCCCCUACAUCCUUCUCACGGCGCCAGAACUUUGAACCACGGCCAUGCGUCAACGACUCAAGUGCGUACUUCAUACGGGAAGAAACAUACGAGCGCGAGGUGCUCAUUUUUGGAGACGUGGAGCCGGAUAGCCUUUCUCUCAGCCCGCGGAAUCUACUAAUCUGGCAAGAGGCGGCGCCCAAGAUCGCAUCCGGAAAGCUGGCGGCUAUCUUUGUCGAGUGCAGCUACACUGACGCACAGCCCGACGAGCGGCUAUUCGGUCACUUGAAACCCGCCUAUCUCAUCGAGGAGAUGCAGGUUCUAGCAAACGAAGUAGAGGCCGCACGAAAGGUCCGUGCCCUUGAGUCUAAGAAGCGCAAGCGGGACGCCGAGGAGGACGUCGAAGUUCAGCGGAAGAAGGUGCCGGUUGUGACCAUGCAGAGCCCGGGGUCUGAUGACCCCGUAUCUCCCAAGUCGGCCAAUCCGUUCAACAUGCCCAACGAUUAUUAUUUCAGCGCCAAAGAAUCCGAUUCCGAGACACCGCACAUCGCCACCCCUACUGGGGAGCUAUCACUAGACGAGUUUGCGGUCGACGGCUCGAUGAUACCUCCGCUCACGCCCGCUAUCACUGCUGCCGCCGAUUCUGCUAUAAAGAAGCCCCUUGAAGGUCUCAAGGUUGUCAUCAUUCACGUCAAGGAGACGCUAGCAGAUGGGCCGCAGGCCGGUGACUCAAUAUUGCAGCAGCUGAUCGAGCAUGAGCGGGGAGCACAGCUGGGCUGUGAGUUUAUCAUUUCCAAACCGGGCCAGAGCUUUUACUUUUGA